AUGUGGCUAAAAUUCUCGGGUCUUGGGCCAGCGGGCAGAGAUCUUUUCCUUUGCUUAGUUUAUCUCCCUCCGGAGCAGUCUUCAUGGUAUCGUCAAGCUGGGAUCUCAGUGGAGGAGGUCUUUGAGCAGCUCAGGGACGAAGUGGGAGAAGCGCUGCUAUGUGGAGAAGUCUUGCUCGCAGGAGAUUUCAAUGCUAGAACGGGCGUUGUUCCUGAUUGGAUGGAUUGCAGGGACCUCCAUCUCCUUGCUCAAACGCCAGAUGCAGAGUGCUUUAGUGAGAACUGCUUCUUCUGGCCCAAAGCUCAAAAGGCAUUUGAUCCUUCGCAAGCAGCUGCAGAUUUAGAAGAAGCCAUCGAAAGUGCUGCCUUAGAGGCUUUUCCUACGCCGCAAUCCAGGAAGGAUUUUGUAGGGAGUGGUAGUCCAGCCUGGUUCGAUACCGAUUGUCGAACGGCCCGUAGGAGAUUUCGAGACGCUUUGAAAGCAGGUGGGCCGUCUCACUUAAGCAGCCAACUAAAGAAGGAGUAUCGAAAGCUUGUCCGGAGGAAGAAACGGGCUUUUAGCAAGUACCGCGCGGCCAAGUUAGAAGAUCAAAUCCUGAACAGUCCAGGUCGCUUCUGGAAGCAAUUUCGAAAGAAAAGGCAAGGUCUAGGUCUGGCGCAUAAGGAAGGCCUUGUCAGGCAUUGCCAAAACUUGUAUGAGCAGUCGGAAGUGGAGGAGGAUGUCCUUGCAGAUGCGACACACGCAUCGCAUGGUUUUGAGGAGGUCAUACAAGCGAGAGGAAGGAGCGAAGGUCUGGAGGGCCGAAUUUUGGAGAGCGAGGUCGAAGCAGCGUUGAAGGGCCUCAAGAACGGAAAGAGCGCUGACUUAAAAGGUUUCACGGCUGAGUUGCUAAAAGCAGGGCAAAAGCAGCUCGUAGCGGGGCUAACCCAGGUUUUUAACCGGGCUUUCGAAGAGGGCGUGUUUCCGAGUAGUUGGAACGAGGGUGUGCUGGUUGCCAUUUUCAAAAAGGGGGACCCGUCAGAUUAUGGCAAUUAUAGGACGGUGACAGUAGGGCCAAUCCUUGGCAAGCUGUUUGCGACCGUCAUCAAUCGAAGGCUGACGGAGUGGGCGGAGAAAGGGUCGAUUCGGGCGAACGGGCAGGCAGGGUUUCGGAAAGGGUUCCGAGCGGCGGAUCAUCUUUUGGCGCUGCGGGUUCUGAUCGAAAGAUGGGGUCGAGGUAGAGAUCGUCACCUCUUUGCCUGCUUUGUCGAUUUUAAGAAAGCUUUUGAUUUGGUGCCAAGGCAAAAGUUGUGGCGACGGUUGAAAGAACUAGGAGUGGGAGAAGAAAUGCUGCAAAGUGUGCAGAGCAUGUACACUGAUGUCCGUUGCCGGGUUAGAGGAGAAGGUUGGAUUUCGGAGGAGAGCUUCAAGAGCAGUUGGGGAGUUAAACAGGGGUGCCCGUUGAGUCCCCUUCUGUUCGGUUUGUACAUAGACGGUUUGGAGGAGUCGAUGCGCGGGGAGGAAGAUCCGACGUUAAAGGGGGUCAGAUUUCCGCUUUUAGCGUUUGCGGAUGAUGUGCUUCUUUUGUCGAGGAACCCGGAGGGUGAUCUGCAAAGAAAGCUGAGGCUGUUGGAAAAGUUUUCGAAAGAGAGCGGUCUUUCUGUGAAUCUUCAAAAGACGCAGAUUGUGGUCUUUGGCGGUCGGUUCAGCAGUCAGAAGGGAAAGCACGACUUCGAGUAUGGCGAAGAGCUGGUCGAGAUUGUCCAAAGCUACCGCUAUUUGGGGGUCCAGUUCAAUUGCAACGGGAAGUUCACAGAGGCUGUUCAGCAUCUGGUAGAAGCUGGGCGGAAGGCAAGUUUUGCGAUGGAAAGGAGGUGUGCCGAGCUGGGGUUGCGCAGAGCGAGCACGAGGGUGGGCUUGUUUGACGUUUUGGUUAGCCCAAUCCUUGGGAAUGGAGCGGAGGUCUGGGGCCCCGGCUACGGUCCGGAGUGGGGUUGGAACGGCGAUGGGGACGGUCCUGAGAAGGUGCAUCGCGCGUUUCUAAGGGGUUUGUUGAAAGUUCGGAAAUCGUCGCUGUCCAAGGCGGUCUUGGGAGAAUUCGGUCGGUUCCCCUUGGUGAUCAGACGUUGGGCGCAGGUCUUCAAGUUUGUCAACCGGACGGCAAGUCUUGCAGAAAACCGGUUGGCCCGCUUGGCAUUCGAGGAGUCGAAGGAGAUGUGGGCAGCAAACGAAGGCGGGUGGUAUGCGAGGAUUGUAGGAAAGGCUUGUGAACUCGUUUCAGCAGAUGAGAGUAUAGGUGUUCUAAACCUGGCGUUGCUUCAAGAGAGGUCUGAGAUGGCAUAUAUGCAAGAUCUAAGAGAGGGGUACGGCAGAAAGUUUUGCACGUACUUUGAGGAUGUCAAGGAAGGCUACUCCUUUGAGUCUUUCAUAGAUGAAAUAGGCGUCUCCAAGUACUUCGACACUCUAGCCAAAUUCAGAGUCGGAGCCCACAAGCUUGCUAUCGAAACAGGGAGUUGGCAAGGGAUUGCUCGCGAGGAGAGACUCUGCCAGGUGUGCACGUUAGGAGCAGUAGAGUCAGAAAGGCAUUUUGUCUAUAAUUGUCCGGCCUAUAGCGACAUUUGA
Messenger RNA from Klebsormidium nitens, 2601 nucleotides. The record is from the annotation of a GenBank genome assembly. NCBI's taxonomy places the organism in Eukaryota, Viridiplantae, Streptophyta, Klebsormidiophyceae, Klebsormidiales, Klebsormidiaceae.